Equus caballus (horse) is the source of this 1282-nucleotide messenger RNA. RefSeq names its product chromosome 11 C17orf58 homolog (gene C11H17orf58). Lineage: Eukaryota; Metazoa; Chordata; Mammalia; Perissodactyla; Equidae. The record is from RefSeq and is a predicted model, not a curated record. Gene Ontology annotation, molecular function: protein binding.
GCCCGCGCCCGCGCCGCCGCCGCCGCGCCUCGGGCCGCCGCAGAGGGACGCGGAGGCCGGCGCCGAGCCCUGCGCGCGCGCCUGCAGGGCCGACCUGGACGAGCGCGAGUCCUACUGUGCGAGCGAAUUCGCCGUGAACGGAAUCGUGCAUGAUGUGGACGUGCUCGGCACGGGGAUCCGGCUGGUGACUCUGCUGGUGGAUCGGGACGGGCUGUACAAGAUGAACCGCCUGUACAUCACUCCGGACGGGUUUUUCUUCCGAGUCCACAUAUUAGCCCUAGACUCCUCCAGUUGCAAUAAGCCAUGUCCAGAAUUUAAACCUGGCAGCAGGUAUAUUGUGAUGGGCCACAUCUACCAUAAGAGACGGCAGCUCCCUCCAGCUCUGCUCCAGGUCCUGAGAGGGCGCCUCAGACCGGGAGAUGGCCUGCUCAGGAGCAGCAGCAGCUACGUGAAAAGAUUUAACCGCAAAAGGGAUGGGCAAGUUCAAGGUGCAGUUCACACCCAAUGUAUUUAAAAAGAACCACCCUGGCAUUUCUGGACCGUAAGAGACUUGGAAUUCGGCAACAAGACAGGAAAGGUCUUCAUGUCAUGGGAUCUUCCUUUAGAAUAGGGCACACAGCUCCUUUAUGAACUAGUUGCAUAGUUCCAACUCUAAUCUUGAAGUUGUCACUUCCUUAUUUACAAAACGCUUCUUAAGUGGUAUGCUUCUGAGCUCAAAAGUUAUCCAACUCUUGUGCCAGUCACUCACACAGCUCAGAUAACUGACCUGUCCAGUUAACAGAUCACUGCUUCGUAUUGUUUAUUUUUAAUUAUUUUAAUUUAAAUACAUUCUUCAGUAGAAAUAGUUCACAAAAAACAUUUCCUUAAUUUUAAAUAUACAACUUUGAAUAGUUUAUAUCAUGUAUCAAACCAAAUUUUAUAUUCAAACCAUCACAUUUUAAAAUCUGUACACAGCAGUAAGUGCACUACUCAAAGACAUGGAUGAAAUGUCAUUUUGGUCAAACACUACUUAGGGCCCAAGACAACGAUUAAAGUUUUACACUUAAAGGGUAUUAAAGGACUUAAUUCAAGCAAAAUAUUACUCAAACAAGUGUUCCUGAUGUACCACAACGUAAGAUAUAGUUUAUUUUCAUGCCUCUCUGCUCCUAAAAACAUGUUUUGUGCCGAACUGGCAGCUAUCCCAAUGCUAAACAUAUUCUGGGUGUAUCUGAUGUCAUUUUUGUAUUAAGACCAAGUAUCAUGUUUGUGUUUGUAAAGCAGUAAAUCUUGCCUUGAAAUCAGA